Molecule: messenger RNA, 1727 nt
Organism: Diceros bicornis minor
Lineage: Eukaryota; Metazoa; Chordata; Mammalia; Perissodactyla; Rhinocerotidae
Gene: CCL4
Product: C-C motif chemokine ligand 4
Exons: 7
Coding region: 1058-1432 (124 amino acids)
Biological process (GO): monocyte chemotaxis; inflammatory response; chemokine-mediated signaling pathway
Cellular component (GO): extracellular region
Molecular function (GO): CCR chemokine receptor binding; chemokine activity
Source: RefSeq, a predicted model, not a curated record
AAGAGGUGUUUCUCAGUUUGCUGCAGCCCUUUGGUUCUCGUGGAUGUGAGCCCUUGGUUUUCAAAGCCAGACAUUUUGGGGGCUCGUCUCUCAUGUGCAGGUCUUAAAAGUUGGGGUGCCUGAUGUGGGGUGCGAAACCUUCACUCCUCAGGGAGAAGCUUCUGGUUCGUGAGUUCCCUCCUGACUGUGGGUUGUGCACCAGGGGUGAGGUUUAUGGUGAGACUCCAUCACGGCCUCUCCUACCCACCUUGAUGUGGCUCUUUUCUUGUUUGCUGAGGUGAAGCAGCUGCUCAGCUAAUUGUCGGGUCUUUUUCAGAGGAAAUUGUUCCAUAUGUAGCUGUAGAUUGGGUGUGUCUGUAAGAGGAGUUCUAUUUGGGAUACAAUCUGGUCUAAGAGGAGAUUUUUUCCAGCAUGACUUUCUCUGUAGAUCCCUUAUAAGGUGGCGCAGAGGUGAGUUUAUUAUUCAGCUGAUCACUGGGAGGCAAUUGAAGCUGGAUUCUGCCUCUUGAAAACCCACUCAAUUUUCCCAUUCCCAAAAUAGGACAAGCCCCCACCCUGCCUUCCAGGGAUAUAGAAUAGAAAGCUAAAACUUUGGAAAGAAAAGCCUUCUGAAUAGAUAGCCCAGGAAAUUUUGAAAACCCCUUGGGAAGUUGUCUAUUUCGCUUGGGUAUCUCUGUCCCUAGGACAUUGGUGAUGUGGUCUGACUUGAACCAGAAAGUGGGGGAACAACAGAAAAUGGCAGCAGGAGAGGAUUGUGAGCGGAGGCCUGGGAACAGAGGCUGUGGUGAGGAGGACCAUGAGGGCCCAAGAGUGUGGGCCAGAACAAGACUCGCUGUUGCCAACCUCCUGCUGGGGUCCACUCUGUGUCCCUUACUCUUAACAGAAUAUUCCCUGUGACCAGCCUGGGAAGAGCUAGAAACAGGUAUAAAACCACCAUUUGAAGGAAGAAAGAUGCUUCAUGAGGAAUACCAAAAGUUUUCUUGAACCCACCGAAUACUGGAAAUAUUUAGGGCAGUAAAGUGACUCAGCCCAGCAGAAGGCGGCCCAGGAAUGGCACAUGGAGUCCUGUCUCCCCCUUCCUUCUCAGGCCAGCCUGUGGCAACCCUGGAAUGUUGACGUGAAGCCUCCAGCUUCUGGAGGAGCCAACCACCAAGAACAGCACGGUUCUUGUCUACAGGCCCCUUCUAGCAGGUUGGCUGCCUUCUGUUCUCCAGCGCUCUCAGCACCGAUGGGCUCAGACCCUCCCACUGCCUGCUGCUUCUCCUACACCAUGCGGAAGCUUCCUCGCAACUUUGUGAUCGAUUACUAUGAGACCAGCAGCCUCUGCUCCCAACCAGCCGUGGUAUUCCAAACCAAAAAGGGCAGACAAGUCUGUGCCAACCCCAGCGAUGCCUGGGUCCAGGAGUACAUGGAUGACCUGGAGCUGAACUGAGCCGCCCCAGAUGCAGGGGCAGGAGGUCUCCAGGGAAGGUCACCUGAGCCCGACGCUUCUCAGUGAGACACACGCUCUCAGUGCUCACGACUCCUCUCAGUAGUCCCAGUUCCUUCUCUAAUUUAAUCUUUCUUAUGUGCUGUGUGAUUGUAUUUGGUGUUAUUUCCAUUAUUUAUGUCUGUUUUGCCAAAGGACACGUGUCCCCCAUGGGGAUGGUCCACCAUCACUGUUUCUCUGCUAUUGCGGAUAUGUGGAUAAUGCAGUUGGUUCCAUGUGUUUUCAUAAUAAAAUUUUU